Messenger RNA from Mycena citricolor, 792 nucleotides. Lineage: Eukaryota; Fungi; Basidiomycota; Agaricomycetes; Agaricales; Mycenaceae. The record is from the annotation of a GenBank genome assembly.
AUGGACAUAUAUGUCCAGAUCACGGGUCUGGACUCGGGAAAAACGCGCGGAGUCAAGGCGCUGCUCGAUAGCGGCUGCAGUACCUGCUGCAUCAAUACUGAUUAUGCACGGGCAGAGAAACUGGACAAUCAAGAACUUUCACAACCCAUCGUGGCUUGUAACGCCAACAACACCGAGAACAUCAGUGGUCGGAUCAUGCAUUACGUCAACUUGAGGAUGAGAAUCAGCCCUCAUGUGGAGACAUGCACGUUCCUUCUGAUGUGCCUGGGAAAAGCUCAAAUCUUCAUCGGCCUUGAUUGGCUGACGGAACACAACCCCAAGGUGGAUUGGCAGGAGCAGACAAUGAGAUUCAGCCGAUGCCCAGAGCGGUGUCACAUGAGAGGUCACAAGGAGCAUCAAGCGAUGAUCGACAUGGAUGCAAUCGACCUGGACACGGGCGCACCGGAUCUGGAAGAGGGAGAAUUGAUCCUGUUGGUCGACUUUGGGAAGGAAGCGGAUCUACGACUGAAGGAAACACCGGCACAGAAAUUUGCAGAAGAAGCGGAAAAGGAGAAGGAGAGAAUGACCAAGGGGAAGAUUCCAGAUCAAUACCGGGAAUUUGUCAAAGUAUUUGCCAAGGAAUUGUUCGACUCACUGCCGGAUCAACGAGCAUGGGACCAUGCAAUUGAGCUCAAACCGGGUUCCAAAGUAGUGGACUGCAAGGUGUACCCAUUAUCGCAAAAUGAGCAGGUCAAACUGGACGAGUUCCUACAAGAAAACCUGGGCAGUGGGCAGAUCAGGCCAUCAAAAUGA